CAGAAGUCGUAGAAGGCUUGACUUACGGACCCCGUUCCGUAGGGCGGCCGCUCCUCCUCCCGAUGCUGGAGAACAUGACGGUGGAUUGGAUCGGUACUUCAUGCUCUGCACGGCUUGUCGAGAAAAUGUUAGAGUCAAGAGCCCGUCUUGACGAUGAUGCGGGCGUGCCGCGUCUGAAGUCUGCUCAGGUGAUACAGAAUUGGACCAACGGCUUUCACCACAAGCGCCACGACUGGACGAUUCAAGGGAGUGGGGAGAUCAAACAUUCCGGCUACACGAAAACACCAUGGAGGAUUGAUAAUUUCUGAUCACCUAUUCUUUGUACGGCUAUGGGCACGUCAGUUCAGAGUAGAUAAGUAGG
Molecule: messenger RNA, 361 nt
Organism: Gloeophyllum trabeum ATCC 11539
Lineage: Eukaryota; Fungi; Basidiomycota; Agaricomycetes; Gloeophyllales; Gloeophyllaceae
Exons: 1
Coding region: 63-308 (81 amino acids)
Source: RefSeq, a predicted model, not a curated record